AUGUCGGUGCCGAGGACACCACCGCGGGUAUCAGAAAUACUCGCAGGUGUACCAGUAACUCCACCAAAUCGGUCUACCGACGCGACGUCGCGUGUAGAGUUGACGCCGGAGCAGCAACGGCGCAUUGAAGUAAACCGACUCAAAGCAAAGGCGCGUCAACGCGAGUUAUUGGCACGGCGCUCCGCUCUCGAAGCCGAGUCGUCCAACGAGGUGAAUAGUAAUGGCAAACGACCGCUCGAAGUCACACCCGCCACGUCGAAAUCGCCUACAGUGCCGAGUACGAGUAAACGCGCAUACGAUGACGGUGAAAAGGAGGGCCCGUUGAAGCGCAACUCGCGGCUGAGUAAUUACUUUGAGUACGAUUUGAGCAAGAUGGUCAAUACCAAGGGUGGUUUCUUGGUUGAUGAGGAUGGGAGUGGGGUUGGUAAAGAGGUGGAUGAGGAUAUGCGGAGGAGAGAAAAGCAACGCGAGAUGGAGCGUGUCGCGAAGAAUGCCGAGCCUUUUCGGAUGCUGGAUCCUGCGGAGAAUCCCAAGUGCCGCGAGUGUGGUUCAUUGGACAUUGACCAUGUCUUUCAUCGCACGUUUCGGUGUUUAGUAUGCAAUGCAUGCAAGAAUACGUAUCCAGAAAAGUAUAGUCUGCUCACCAAGACGGAGUGCAAAGAGGACUACAUUCUCACCGACUCUGAAUUACGUGACGAAGAGCUACUCCCACACAUGCUCAAACCAAAUCCACAUUCCGCUGCUUGGAACAAUAUGAUGCUCUUCCUCCGGUACCAGGUCGAAGAGUUUGCAUGGAAAAAGUGGGGCUCACCCGAAGCACUCGACAAAGAGUUUUAUCGACGCGAGGAAGAAAAACGACGAAAGAAGAGCAAGAAAUUCGAAAGGGGACUCAAGGAGUUGCGCCGCAAGACUCGAGAGGGCAUAUGGCAGAAGCGAAAGGACGAAGAACAUGUGCAUGAUUUUGGGCCAGUCCUCGUGGAUGAUGACGAGGAUGGAGAGGGUGAAGGGCUGGGCAAGCAACGGUGCAAGGAGUGUGGGUUUGAGAUCGAGGUGGAAGAGUUUUGA
Serendipita indica DSM 11827 is the source of this 1065-nucleotide messenger RNA. NCBI's taxonomy places the organism in Eukaryota, Fungi, Basidiomycota, Agaricomycetes, Sebacinales, Serendipitaceae. The record is from the annotation of a GenBank genome assembly.